AUGCAAGGCUGGUUGCAGUUCAUGGGUUUCCCGAAGGCGAUCCCCAACGGCUUCGAAUGGCACGCCUCGCGCCAAACAGACGAGUUCUUCCGAUGCCUGCAUGACGUCACGGCACUGGACGUCUUCCUCAGUGCCCUGUACUUCAAGGACGGGGUUGUCCCGCAAGACUUUGCGGUGGAGGGCAAUCCUGGCCCUGGUCUGCGGAGAGUAUGGCUCAACCCGGACACCCCGGCCCAUCACCUCCUCUACAAACGCGCCGGUCGGCUCCAGUACCUGGUGGUUGAAGGGAACAGCCUCUCGGCAGAGCAUUUCCCAGACUCCGGCGACUGUGGCACUUCCUUGGCGCGCCGCUGCACUGUUCGCGAGGUAAGCGAGCAGCUCGUGUGCGCACUGGCCGGGCGAGUGGAGAUACCCAAGCUACCAGGUGUUUGCCAAGCAAACGUGAGCUCCACUCUGUUGACGAUGAGGGUAGAGCAGCUGGAUGUCGAUGAGGAGGUGCGGGAAGGCAAGGUGGAGCCUGCUUUCUGCAACAUGGCCAGACUGGUGCCCCAGCUGAGAGAGCAGGGCGCUGAGUGGCUGGCUGGCUAUCCCGAUGCCCAGUGUGCUCUCGCAAGCUGCGGGGAUCCGCCGGACAGCAAGAUUGACUACGACGUCCUGCACAGCUGCUGGCUACGGGGUAGCGUGAAUAGCACCAUCAUGCUGCUCAUCGUGCUCCUGCUGUAUUUGUUCACGUUGGUGGGCGUUGUGGCGGACAGCUACUUGGUGCCAGCACUGGUGCAGAUCGGCCGUGAUCUUGAGAUGUCUGAUGCGUUGUUGGGUGCCACUCUGCUGGCCUUGGGGGGGUCCAUCACCGACUUCAUGGCCGGGCUGGUAUCAGCCUUAGCCGGACAACACUCUGCGGAUGACACGAGCCUGUGGCUGGGUGGUAUAGUCGGCGCUGGACUCUUCGCCUGCACAGGCGUCAUGUCCAUCAUCAUGGUGGUUGCCGGGCGCGGGGUCUCUGUCGAGCCACAUGUCUUCACUCGAGAUGUGGCUUUCAGGAGCCUUGCGAACGCCAUGCUGCUGAUUGCGGCCUAUCUUCAGGAGGUGUCGACCACGUUUGCUGCCAUCAUGAUUGCUUGCUAUGCCUGGUAUGUCAUUCUGACUGUGGGUGGAGGGCCCGCGACCCCCGAGUCCCAAAAUAGCGAGCUGCCUACCGUCUGCGAAGGCACCGAGCCCCGCGCCUCCACAUCUUCAGAGCUGUCCCAGGGCCGCGGGAGUCGUCUGUCUCUCUCCUUCCAGGCAUUGGCAGGUGCCGGUGUCCCGGCUCUUGUGGCUGCCGAGACCUCCGCGGACGGCGAGAUGUGCUCUCAACGACUGAAACGACAUCUCGGCUGGCCGAGUCCGGGGGCGGGUGUCAUGGAGAAGAUCAACUUCGUUGCUGCCCUGCCUUUCCGACCCCUCUUCGCUUUGACCAUGGCGCGCACAAGCUGGGAUGCAGCACUAAAUCCGCUCCUCCCGCUGGGCAUGUGCAUCUUCAUCCCCUAUGGGAACCCCUUCGGCAAUGUCUACAAGAAGGCCACCACUGGGUCCCGCGUCGGCAUCCUGGCCUUCUGGCUGAUGGGGGUUACCUUCGCCGUCCGGGUUUGCCGCCUCUCAAGGGCGCAACCAGGAAAGUACAUCGCAUCGACGGCGUUCCACUGGGCCACGUUUCUGACUUCUCUCAUCUGGGUUGGCUUAAUUGCAAAUGAAGUCAUUGCACUGCUCAGCCUUCUAGGCAAGGUCAUGGGCCUAUCACCGACCACUAUGGGCAUCACCAUGCUGGCACUGGGAAAUACCGUGGAUAAUGUCUUCGCCUCCUACGGCUUGGCUUCGUCCGGAGAGUUUAUGGUCGCCUUGACUGGGACCUUUGCUGCAGACACCUUCACCAUGCUUUGCGUGUGCGGAUCGAUUCUGAUGAUGAUGACCAUCAAGACGAACGACGAGGUCCCGUUCCUCCUCUCCCCCUGCGUCAUCAUCCUCCUGAUCAGCUUACAGGUCCUCCUUGCGGUCACCUGGAUAUGUGUGAAGCUGUGUGGCUGGAAGAUCAACAGCUCCCUCGGAUGGACCCUUGCAAUCUCCUACCCUUCUGUUCUGGCGCUUGGUUUUAUGACGGAACGACACCUUCAGCAGACCUGGCCGACUGCCUGA
Messenger RNA from Symbiodinium natans, 2169 nucleotides. The record is from the annotation of a GenBank genome assembly. Lineage: Eukaryota; Dinophyceae; Suessiales; Symbiodiniaceae.